Messenger RNA from Macrosiphum euphorbiae (potato aphid), 759 nucleotides. The record is from the annotation of a GenBank genome assembly. NCBI's taxonomy places the organism in Eukaryota, Metazoa, Arthropoda, Insecta, Hemiptera, Aphididae.
AUGCCUUUAUAUCCGAUAAAUGCGCCGAUUGUUAUGUAUUCUGGACAUGACCAUCAUUGCGGACACGACAUUGAAAUAGGUGCAUUCAAUGAAACGCUGAGACAGCGAGCUUUAGUGGAGGGAACAUUAGCUAGAAACAUUUUUGAAGAAGAAACUAGAAGAUUCCCAAAUGCAGCUUUGGAGGUACGAGCUGAACAAGCUCUUCGAUCAAUUCGCUAUAUUCGUCGUCGCUCUAGUCCGCCUAUUCCCGAAAACUUAAGGGCCAUGGAAGACACUAUACUGUCGCCGACAUGGCGAAAUCAUCUGAUGCAUUGCACAGAUGAUGUCAAAGCUCUAUUUUUUAACGGAAACUUGGAGUUCAUAGAAAAUGGACAAAUUACUUUUGGGGGACUGGUAUUUUCAAAUUUGCAGUUUUUGCCAUAUAUUUAUCAAUCACGAGUUCUAGUAGUAGACGGAACUUUUGGCGUCAUACCACGAGCUCCUGGUGAUGCCCAACAACUGGUGACAAUUCAUGUUGUCUUGGAUAAUAUCUCCGUUCCUGUGGUGUAUGCUCUGUUAAAACGCAGGACAGAGAAUAUGUAUAUGAGGCUUUGGCAAUUCCUGAGAAAUGAUUUUCCUCAGGGAAUAUUUAAUUGGGAAAACAUAACUAUUGUCGCCGACUUUGAAACUGCCUUGCGCAAUGCUGUUCAAAGGGUAAUUCCGGAAUGUCGGCUGGUCGGGUGUUGGUUCCAUUUCAGCCAGGUAUGCCUACUAAUUUAA